This is a messenger RNA of Psylliodes chrysocephalus, 584 nucleotides long. The record is from the annotation of a GenBank genome assembly. Lineage: Eukaryota; Metazoa; Arthropoda; Insecta; Coleoptera; Chrysomelidae.
GAACAAAAAAAAUACAUUGAGUUACACGUCUCGCUGGAUUGUCUCUGCCUGAGAUCACGGUAACAAAAAAAAGAAGAUCAAAAUGAUUGACAGACGGCUAGCUUCUACUUUUUUUCUAUUACGUAAACAGCCACUGAACCUUAAAAAUUGCAAAAUUAAAAUGUUAUCCACAAAGAUCUUAAGCAAUGUUAAUAAAAUACGCAAUUUUUCCAAUGCUAAACGAAGUUUUGUAGCUGGAAAAAUAUAUUUUAACAAGUCUCCAAGUAGCUCCAGUCCUAUUUCUGAACCUAGCAACGUACCUGGUUUAACAGAUGCCUGUUUAAAAGUCCCCGGCCAACCCGUAGGCCCAGGUGCAGCAAAAAAUACAGGUUAUAAAAAUCCAGAGUACUUCUGUUAUGAUACAUUUAGUUAUUUCGAAGCAGAAGUUGAAAUGCUUAAAUUUCGUUGUCCUCAACCUUCUACAGAUACUCCUUAUUUUCAAAACAAGUAGAUAUACGUGUAAUGAGCCAUGUUAUGAAAUAAAAUAAUUUAUUUAAUAAAACAUUCUUUCUAGUUCUCCAAACUAUAAUUAAUGCUAAUAAACC